Suillus bovinus is the source of this 1938-nucleotide messenger RNA. Its product is annotated as kinase-like domain-containing protein. Lineage: Eukaryota; Fungi; Basidiomycota; Agaricomycetes; Boletales; Suillaceae. Bases 290 to 1567 code for a protein of 425 amino acids. The transcript has 7 exons. Gene Ontology annotation, biological process: protein phosphorylation. Gene Ontology annotation, molecular function: ATP binding; protein kinase activity. The record is from RefSeq and is a predicted model, not a curated record.
CCUACUUCUGGCCUCGUUUGACAUUCAAUAUCCCACUAGCCUCAUCCUCUCACCCAACUCGCGCCAACUAGUUUACACCACCCUGUGCAACAACAGUAUACACUUAUGCAACACUCCCCCUGAGAUCCUCGGUAGGAUUCAACUCGCACAAGAAGUCAGAGUGCGCAGCCAACCCCGAAUACUACUAUGGUCCAUGUGCUAACAUUUUCUUACAGACAAGGGCUCCUGGAAACCUACCCCUCACUGAUGUACUCUUCCCUUUCUUUUCUUCAUUUACACCACUCCAUUAAUGCCACUUUUGCAGUUCGGCGCGCUCUCUCUCAUCGGGAGUCAACCUAUUUGUGAGGCACUACCAAAUGCGCAACAAAGCCUCCCUUCCCACUCUCCCCUACCUCCCCUUGUCGAUUUUGCCUGUCGUCUCGCAGAGUCCGAAUCUUGGACCGACAGGCACACCGGAACCUCUCGCAUGCAGUCUACCGAGAUGCUACCGCUUCCUGACAUGCGGCAGCAGUUGCCUACUCUUUCCCCUUCACUGCAGAUACCCUCUUCUAUAGUACGUUCACGGCUACCUCAAUUACCUCCGGACCCCCGCGAGCUCCUUCCCUCUUCUUCCCAUACGCAUGCAGUCGUCUCCGCUCGUAAUGACGAGCCUCACGAUCUCCCCCCUGAAUCAAUGCUACAAGAUCUCUCAAAAUAUAUUACCAAGGAUGGAGACUAUCCUAUUGCUCGUGGCGGGUUUGGGGAGAUUUGGAAAUGCACUUUGAACAUCGAUCGUAACUCGGUUAAAGUCGCAGUGAAAGCAUUGCAGGUGUACAUCGAUGAUCAACGUGGGGAAGCGAAGGCGAAAAAGAUCAAGCGGAUAAAGCGCGAACUUAGGAUAUGUGCCAACCUCAAGCACGCAAAUAUCUUACCAAUUUAUGGUUAUACGCAUGGCUUCGGUCCAUUUAUAGCAUUAGUCAGUCCUUGGGCAGAGAAUGGUAACCUGUCGGACUAUUUGAAGCGUGAGGGUGAGGUUCUGACUCUCGUUCGACGAUUCCAACUGCUAAGAGAUAUCAUGGCUGGUCUGCAAUAUCUUCACGCCAACAGUGUCAUCCAUGGUGACUUCAAUGGGCCUAACGUGCUCAUCCGUGGUGAUGGCACCGCAUGUGUUGCCGACUUCGGUCUUUCCUUGAUGUAUUCCGAUGUUAUAAGCCCCUCUAAGGCUUCCUGGACAUCCACGCUCAAAGGAAACACGCGAUGGAUGGCUCCUGAACUGCUUGUAUUGGAACGGGAAGACGGAACUCCCACUCGUCCAAGCGAGCAGAGCGACAUCUAUUCGUUCGGCGGUAUCAUGUUGCAGGUCCUCACCAACAAAACUCCAUAUUAUUACCUUCCGAAUGAUGCAGCCAUCGUCCUAUGUAUAGCUAGAUCAGAAACGCCUUUCCGAUCACGUUAUCCCGAGCUUCCUGAAAAAUACUGGACGUUUAUCGAGCAAUGUUGGUCUACUAAUCCUCGGGACCGCCCAUCGACGGAGGGAGCUGAUGUGACAAUCAGGAAUGAAUUUUACUCGCUGUCCAGAGCUCGUUGAUUCUUGCACUUGUCUUGUAUCCAAACACAUGCUUACAAUACAGCCAGAUAGAUGAACACAGUUACAGUAAACGUAGGCUCACUCCAAUAUUUCUGUCGUAAUAUCGGAACACAACAAUGCACUAGCUAGGUAGUUCCUAGUACCAGACACUACUAGUACUGCUGGCCUCCCCACAGCAAACCUCAAGCGAAAGAUUUUCCUCUACAAGUCUGUUCACCGCUUCACUGAUUAUCGUGAUGAUUGAUUAGUUCCUAGUACAAUACACCCAGAUCGCGCGAGUUUCUUCCCAGAAAGUAAUAUAUCUUACCGUCCGAGAUGCGGACCACAAUAAGCUCGAGAAAUACCAAGUAUGUUGGAAAACCAGAUAGCCG